AUAAUAAGUAAACGUACAUUUCUAUUUUUUUAAUCAUCUGGUCAGACAAACGAUACUUUGCUAAAAAUCUCAAUAAGUUUUGAAGUUUCUGGUUUAAACGAGCUUUAAAUCUUGUGUGAAUCUGCCCUAACGUUGACGCUAGCGUUGACUAAAACAAGAUGCCGACCCGUGUUGAGGACUACGAGGUGUUGUACACCAUAGGCUCCGGUUCCUAUGGAAGAUGCCAGAAAGUGAGACGGAAAAAUGACGGGAAAAUUCUGGUGUGGAAGGAGCUGGACUACGGCACCAUGGCAGAGAGUGAGAAGCAGAUGCUGGUGUCAGAGGUGAACCUGCUGCGGGAGCUCAAGCACCCAAACAUAGUGAGAUACUACGACCGCAUCAUAGAUCGUACGAACACCACGCUUUACAUCGUCAUGGAGUACUGUGAAGGUGGAGACCUUUCCAGUCUCAUCAGCCGGUGCAUCAAAGAAAGGCGUUACUUGGAGGAGAGGUUCAUUCUGAGAGUUAUGGCUCAGCUCACCUUGGCCCUGAAGGAGUGUCACAGGCGGCGUGAUGGCAGGGCUACGGUCCUGCAUCGGGACCUGAAACCAGCCAACAUCUUCCUCGACAUUAAACAGAACGUUAAGCUCGGUGACUUCGGUCUAGCAAGGAUUCUGAACCAUGACACCAGCUUUGCAAAGACUUUUGUGGGAACGCCGUACUACAUGUCUCCUGAACAAAUUAACAGGAUGUCGUACAACGAGAAGUCUGAUAUUUGGUCCCUGGGGUGCCUGCUGUAUGAACUUUGUGCAUUAUUGCCUCCGUUCACAGCGUACAACCAGCAAGACUUGGCAGAGAAGAUCCGAGAGGGAAAGUUCAGACGAAUCCCAUACCGGUACUCUGAGGAGCUGAAUGCCUUACUCAGCAAGAUGCUCAACUUAAAGGACUAUCUGAGGCCGUCUGUGGAGUCGAUCCUCCAGAGCAGUCUGCUGAGAGACGUGGUCUCCGAGGAGCAGAGGAAGGCACAGAUACGGACCCAAAGGAAGUCUCCAGACCCUGACCGCGCCCCCCAUAAGCCAGCUGAAGUGUCUAUCCCAGCUGCAGAGCUCCGACUGAGGGAACAGGCAGUGCGGGACAGGGAACUCGCCCUGAGGGAGCAUGAGGAGAGACUUGAGAAAAGGGAGCAGGAGCUGUGUGUCCGUGAGAAACUGGCAAAUGAAAAGCUAGCACGAGCAGACAGUUUGCUGAAGAAUUACGGCGACCUGCAGCACCAGAAGGACCUGGCACUGAUCUAUGGCAGAGACAUAGAUUUGGAGAAUCUGUCUCCGGGUAAGAAGAAGGUCCACUUUGCCGGUGAAAGCAAAGAGAAUCAGCAGCUUGAUGAUCGGAGCGCAACGUCACAGGAGCUAGUGCUGAGGAGACUGCAGGCAGCCAAGCUUCGUGCCAAAAAACUGAAUGAAGUGGAGAAGAUCUGUCAGUUUAAGAGUAGACAGAUCCUUGGCAUCCGUUAAACAAAACUGUUGCAUAUGAAUGUGAAGGGCUGAAUCUUUACAAUUUCAUGUACAUCUAGUAAUUUAUAAGAUAAAAGUGCAAUUGUGACUAUAGCAAAUCUGUUAGUCAAAAUAUGUCUUGUAUUUUAUUCUAGUUUUGUAGUGUCAGUUUUAUUCAGCUGCACAGUGUGAUGUGUGUGUUAAUCUUACAGGCAGCUAAAGUGAUUUUAGAAUGUAAUUUGUAUGUUUUUGCUUUGAUUUGAGGUUGUUUAUCAAUUUUGUUGAUAAUUGGCAUGAAAAGGCAGCUUAUUCUAGGAAUAUUUCCAGAACCUCUGCUAAUAAAGAAACCUGUUCCGUGACUAUAAA
Messenger RNA from Nothobranchius furzeri (turquoise killifish), 1835 nucleotides. It is a transcript of the gene nek2, whose product is annotated as NIMA-related kinase 2. NCBI's taxonomy places the organism in Eukaryota, Metazoa, Chordata, Actinopteri, Cyprinodontiformes, Nothobranchiidae. Gene Ontology annotation, biological process: protein phosphorylation. The record is from RefSeq and is a predicted model, not a curated record. Gene Ontology annotation, molecular function: ATP binding; protein kinase activity.